This is a messenger RNA of Styela clava, 820 nucleotides long. Its product is annotated as transmembrane protein 107-like. Gene Ontology annotation, biological process: non-motile cilium assembly; protein localization to ciliary transition zone. NCBI's taxonomy places the organism in Eukaryota, Metazoa, Chordata, Ascidiacea, Stolidobranchia, Styelidae. Gene Ontology annotation, cellular component: MKS complex. The record is from RefSeq and is a predicted model, not a curated record.
UCUUUUCUGUUUUCACAGGGGUAAGCCUAUCUACCGUCACCUGUAAAUUGAUUCAAUACGCUGCAUAUUAAAAUUAUGAGAGCUGUAAGUGGUUUGGUACCAACUAGAUUCUUGGUUCUCAUAGCACAUCUGGUGAUUGUCAUAUCAAUAUUCUGGUCAAGGGAUCUGAAUGUGAAAGCAUGUCUUCCAAUUAACUACACUGCUGCAGAAUAUUCAUCCAGAGACACUGAACUUAUUAUUGGCCUUUCAAUAACACUAGCAUUCUUUUUGGUUGAAUUUGGAGGGUUUAUUGGUGGAGUUUCAAUGUUCAGUCACACGCAGUCUCUAUUUUCUAUUGCGGCUCAUGCAGGGGCCAGUGUCACUCUCGCCUUUUUCGUUUUUGAUUCUUGGAGCUGCUCUUUAUAUUGGUGGAUUUUUGCAUUCUGUAGUGCCCUUCCAGCAAUUACUGAGACUAUUGUUAUCAUCGGUGUUUUAGCAUUGAAGAAAAACUUAUAGUCAAUGGCAAAGUUUUUUUUCAGCGUCUGAUCAAAUGCUUCCACUCCAUGCUGGUCACAAAGAAUCUGUUGAAUUGAAAGUCCUAAAUCAUGAUCAAAUAGUGAUCCAGGGCUCAGUCACAUAUCACAGUUUUGCCUUAAAACUUUUUUAAAAUUGUGAAUUUCAUUCUUCGGCAUUAGUUUUGUAAAUAUUAAAUGUUAGCACGUUUUCAACAAACUUUCUAUUUUAACUGCUUCAUAUAUGAAUCAAAAAGUUUGAAAUUAUUUUUACUUGGUGUUUCGCUAAAGGACCCUAUUUUUAUAUAAAUAUAUUUUAUUACUGCUGA